AUGGCGCCGAAAACGCAUCAGAAAGGUACCCGCAACAGGAACCUGAGCCAAUAUGUUCCGGCGCCUGUGCGGGCUCAGCCGUUCACUCGCAUGACGCCCAUUACGAUGGUACACCUAUAGUUCAGGUUUAGUGUAGUACUUCGCAUCUUUUCAUAUGACAGAGAGUUCUAGUAGUGUCUUUACUUUAUCUAUCCCAGUGGAUGAGGCCACGCACUUUAUGCUUCAUCCACCCUCCGAGCAUAUAAGUGAAGCCUUCUCUUCUUUAAUUUCUAAUACUCAUGGGAAGACCCGCGCUGUUAUCCAACGCCUUGGUCUGAACACGGACGGCGCCGGUAUUGUGUCCGCGCGCAAUCAUAUCCUCAAGACCGUGCGUGAGUGCCCGACACUGAAGCUCAGCGAAGUCAUCAAACGCGUUGGCAACGAUAAGAAGGUCGUCGGGCUCAAGAUCAACGUCACCAAAGAGGAGGAAGCAUGGAAACUUGCGGGACGUGUCGACAAUCAAUGUCACUCGGUGAUCCGUGGCAGCUUGGACUUGACCGUCAUCCCGAUCGAGCGCUUGCUGGUUGUCGUUUCGGUACUACUACAGUGUAGCAGGUUGAUUGUGAAGUGUUCAUGGGCUUCUCAUUCGCUUGUGGUAUGUUGUUGUCGAUCGUCGUUCUUGUUUAUCGAGUUCAUUGUAGCUAUUCGUGACAGCCAGUCUGUGAGUCAGUCUUUCCUCGUUUUUCAUCAAUCAGUUGAGAAAUGGAUCUUCAUCCUUUUUACCUUCUGAUGAAAAUUGCAGGAAUCCCUCGAAGGCAAGCACCAAUACAACGGCCCCAUCAUCUACGACGCCAUGGCGACUGCUGUCGAGAGGUUUUAUGGUAGUGGAAUCAAUUGCAUAAGUACAAAGUGAAAAAGCUACUGAUGGGUGUGGGUUCUAGUAGAAGACUGACUGAUGGACAAGGAACGCGAGCCGCUGUAGCGUAGUGCUCAAUUGAUUCAAGUCCCCCUCCUUCGCUUUCAUAGAUCGCGGGAAAUGGCAGACAAGCGCAAAGAUCCCUUCGCCGAGGAAAAAGAAGAAUGCUUCGAACUGGAAGCAGGAUUCGCGGCAGAAGGAAUUAUCCAAAAGUGCCACUCGUUCGCUGCCUUGAAGAAGUGGCGCUAUCUCUUCCUUUUGUGUAUGUGUUCGCUCCUCAGUUUAUAG
Amoebophrya sp. A25 is the source of this 1183-nucleotide messenger RNA. Lineage: Eukaryota; Dinophyceae; Syndiniales; Amoebophryaceae. The record is from the annotation of a GenBank genome assembly.